AGCUCCCUCCGUAGCGACCCGGGCGAGGCGUGGCGAGUCUGCCCGGAGGAGGGGCGGGCGGGGAAGCGGCGUGUCCGUCCCCACGUGGCGCUGACGCUUGCCGCUGGGUUCCCGCCGAUCCCAGACCCGGCGCUAUAAAGGCGAGCCGAAGCGCGGAGCAGGCAUCCUCGCCGCCGCCACCAUCACCACCACCAUCACCAGCUUCUCCUCCUCCUCCUUCCUCUUGAGUUGCCUUGCUUGCGUUUGGAGCUGGAAGAGUCCCCCAGUUGGGUCUCUUCGGGCGAAGGUAACUUGCGCGUUGGGGCUCGGGUGGGAAGAUGAGGCGGAGGAAGGAGGGCGGCGGUUGAGGCUCGUGCUUGUCCUCCUCCCGCCAGCCUUCUUUCUCCUCGUCCUGCUGCCUUGCCGCCUCCGAGCCCAGCCGGGUUGAUGUUCCAGGCGGAGGUCGCGUUCGUGGGGCGCGAGGGGGGCUUCUCUGGGGUGGCCCACCUGCGCUCAGGGCACCCUCCGUUGCCCAUGGAAGGCAACGCGAGCCUCAACGGGAGCCAGGGCGGGACUCGAGAGGGGCCCUUCUCCCUCCACGUCACCCUGGCCCUCAUCUCCUUGGCCACCUUGCUCAUGCUGGUCAUCAUCUUCGGCAACGUGCUGGUCAUCAUCGCCAUCUUCACCAGCCGGGCCCUCAAGGCUCCUCAGAACCUCUUCCUGGUCUCCUUGGCGUCCGCCGACAUCCUGGUGGCCACCUUAGUCAUCCCCUUCUCCUUGGCCAACGAAGUCAUGGGCCAGUGGUCCUUCGGCAAGGUCUGGUGCGAAAUCUACACGGCUUUGGAUGUCCUCUUCUGCACCUCCUCCAUCGUCCACUUAUGCGCCAUCAGUUUGGACCGCUACUGGUCCAUCACCCAGGCCAUCGAGUACAACCUCAAGCGCACCCCGCGCCGCAUCAAGAGCAUCAUCUUCCUGGUCUGGGUCAUCUCGGCUAUCAUUUCCUUCCCUCCGCUCAUUUCUAUUAUGAAGCAAGGGGAGCCUGAGGCCCCGCCUGGUGAACCGACGGAGUCAAAAGCCGGCGGCAAGGAGCCUACGUGCAGCAUCAACAAGGAGACCUGGUACAUCAUCUCCUCCAGCAUCGGUUCUUUCUUCGCCCCCUGCCUCAUCAUGGUCUUGGUCUACGUCCGCAUCUACCAGAUCGCGAAGAGGAGGACUCGGGUCCCACCCGGCGACAGGCAGGAGGUUGCAGAGAGGCGGCAGAAUGGACUGUCCGGCAAAGAGGAUGUCACCGCAGCCAGCAAGUUGAAUGGGGAGAAGGUGGCGGUGGCUGGAGGAAGCCAGGACAGGGAGGAGGUCAACGGCAUCGACUUGGAGGACACCUCUUCUUCCGAACACAAUGAGAGCCGUGAGCCCAAGAAGCAGGAGAAGCCACCCCGGGGCAAGGGCAAGACCAAGCUCAGCCAGAUCAAGCCUGGGGAUGUCUUGCCUAGUCAGGCAGAGGAGGAGCGCAACGCCAAAGCUUCCCGAUGGAGGGGCAGGCAGAACCGGGAGAAACGCUUCACCUUUGUCCUUGCGGUCGUGAUUGGGGUUUUUGUCAUCUGCUGGUUCCCUUUCUUCUUUACCUACACCUUGACUGCUGUUUGCGAAAGCUGCUUUGUGCCUGAAACCCUCUUCAAGUUCUUCUUCUGGUGUGGGUAUUGCAACAGUUCCCUCAACCCUGUCAUCUACACCAUCUUCAACCAUGACUUCAGGAGGGCCUUCAAAAAGAUCCUCUGCAGGUUAGACCGAAAAAGGAUUGGCUGAGGAGGAAUGGACCUCCUGGUCUUUGUUGUCUUCGAGCGGUUCAGCUCUGAUUGGACUUUGGAAGUGGGUGGCAUCUCAUUUGGCUACACUUCAAAGACUUCAGGUGAGAUGAAAUGAUUCAAACAUUACCACAACCCUUCAGACCCUGAGUGGAUAUGCUUCUCUAUCCGGUGAUGGAUUGAAAGCUCUUAUUUAUAAGUGUUGUUUCUCCACACUUAUAAACUUGAUACAUUGCAAACUGAAAAGAACCAGUUGGCGGUUCGGCUCGGAUUGGACUUUGGAAGUGGGUGGCACCUCAUUUGUUUACUGAGCUUGAACUCUUCAGAGGACUUCAGGAGAGAGAUCAGCAUUGCAACUGCUUCAGAUCUUUCUUGAAAACGCAAUGUGUCUCUGGAAACUUAAAAACAAAACAACACACCCCAGUGGACUACCGGAGCCAUCUCAUCAAGCAUUAAAAAAACAAUAGUAUUAAAUACCAAGAUUUCCAAUGUGCAGUUGGAUUUUGGGCUAUUAAAAAAACUGGUAACAUAAGCUUGACAAUAGCCAGCGUUUUAUUGUACUCCCUAUAUGUAUUUUUUUUGUUUUUAAUUUGAUGUUUGUGUUGUCUUUUUAUGCAGUAUUGUUACAAAGCUGUAUCUCCUUUUUUACCAUCCACUGAAAGAAGGAAUGUUUUUUUGUGUGAAAAAGAUCCGAAGCACAGAAUCUGUCACAAGGACAAGCUGGUUUCUAACUUGUUAUGCUCAAGAGGAAUUAGAUUCUCAAAAGGUUAUAUGAUCAAGUGCUCUGGCUUUCCUCUGAUGUAUGUUCGAUGCUAACGUAUCGCCCUGGCCUGUGGUUGUAAAUAGAUAACGUCGUAUAGGAUGCCCUUUGUUUUACUUUGCAGUGUUACCAGAUUUACAUUGAUUUUUUUUAACAUUUUCAUUUGUGUUGGCUCUCCUGCACAAGAAAACUCCAUGCACAAGGACACUUUGUAGUUGUUUGUUUAGAAGCAACCAUAGAAACAUCCGUUUUCCUUCUCCUAGUUUCAGGUUUCAUGUGUCAAAUUUGAUUUAUUCUCAAGCGAAUGUAAAACAUAAAUGUAAAGUGGGCAUAAUGGAAGCAUUUUUCGGUCUAUGACUUCACAGAACAGGAAGAAACUGAAUAAUUUUUGGGUUGCUUUGAGUUUUCUGGGCUGUAUGACCAUGUUCCAGAAGCAUUCUCUCCUGAUAUUUCACCCACAUCUAUGGCAGGCAUCCUCAGAGGUUGUGAGGUAUAUUGGAAAAUAGGCAAGGGCGGUUUACGUAUCUGUGGAAGGUCCAGGGUGGGAGAAAGAACUCUUCUCUGUGAACAUUGCAAUUAAUUACCUUGAUUAGUAUUGCAAAGCCUUUCAGCUUCAAGGCCUGGCUAAUUUCUACCUGGGGGAAUCCUUUGUUGGGAGGUGUUAGCUGGCCCUGAUUGUUUCCUGCCUGGAAUUCCCAUUUUCUGAAUGUUGUUCUUUAUUUAUUGUCCUGAUUUUAGAGUUUUUUUAAAAAAAUACUGGUAGCCAGAUUUUGUUCAUUUUAAUAGUUUCCUCCUUUCUGUUGAAAUUGUCCACAUGCUUGGACCUUCCGCAGAUAUAUAAUUCUUCCUUGCAUAGUUUCCAAUAUACAGUACCUCACAACCUCUGAGUAUGCCUGCCAUAGAUGUGGGUGAAACAUCAGGAGAGAAUACUUCUGGAACAUGGUCAUACAGCCCAGAAAAGUCACAGCAGCCCAUGAAAGCUUUCGACAACACAUUGAAUAACUUUUGUUCAUGAUCUUUCAGCUUGUUCUCCCUAGUGCUAAUAAUUCAAUCAUAUUAUAUAACAACCUUCUGAAGGUUAUUAUUGAAGUGUGGGCAGGGAGGGAGGGAAGGAGGAGUAAAAAAGCUUCCCCCUACCAUGGCAACCUCCAUACGUGUUGGACUACAUAUCUCAUCAUCCCCAUCAGCUGAGAAAUCCUGGCUGAUGGGGGUUUUAGUUCAGUGAAAGCUUGAACAUGAGAACAAUAUUAAAUUAAAAUAUUAAAAUAACUAAGUACAGUAAUGAUGGAAAACAAACAAACACAUGACUGUGAUGCUUCCUGUUUUCUUUAAUGUAAGUGAAGUUAUGUGGAUUACUAAAAUGCCACAUUUCUUUGGAACACAGUGGAAACCCCUUAUUUCUCACUUUUCUAGAACUCUACGAGAGCUCUCUAAUGUUAUUGUUGCCUCUUAGGUUUGAAAUACCCAUCUGAAAGUCCUCUUCGGUUUUCAAAAAGCAGGGCUGUAUUAAGCAGAACGAUAGGGGCAUGUGCACAACUUUGAAACUGUAUGGUUGGUCGGACCUGAUACAAAUGUUUACAUAGCAUGUUUUUAAUAUGAAAUUUACAGGGUUUUUUUUUAAAGUAAUCUAUGUAGAAAAGGAACAAUUUUUUUCUAGCAGGAAGGAUAACUUUCUUCGGUCGAAAUGCAUAUUGCUGUACACAGGGUUGUCAUCUAUUUCUGAAAUGUGCAGAACCAGACCAGCCCUUUGUAUAAAGAUGCAUGCACAGAACUUGUAGUUCUUGGGCUACAACUCCCAGAAUUUCUGAGCCAGCAUGGGACUUGUAGACUAAAAAUAACUUCCCAGAGUACCAAAAAAAUGAGCCUCCGAUGCCACUGUAAUAACGUCGAGACGUGUAUUUAUAAAUGGAUCAGGGUACAGGAAUGGUAUUUAUUUAUACCCUCCCUUGCGCUGCUUUUUAGAAUGUAAACAUCUUCUUUUCACAUUGUUAUCUUUUUGCAUUAUGGUGAAAUUAUGAGUCAAUAUCUACCUAUGUAAUUUCUCCGCAUCGUCUCAACUGAAAUCUGAAUUGUCUGAAUUUGAACGUUCACUUCUUCCCAGUUAAAGAUUUGGAAAAUGAGAAGUUUUGCUUUCCUCCCGAGGCAAAGCCGCCUACGUCGCUGUUCCCUCCAAUGACGUCUUAUAGCAGGAGAGGAAGGGAGAGCAAGAGGGCACCUCAGCUCUUUGGCUUGGUGAUUUCAUGACCAUUUCACAGGACAGAUUGGCCAACGUAAGCGUGGGCUCCUAGCCUUGCAAGAGUUUCUGUCUGGUGUGGAGUUCAAGUCUUUAAUUGGAAUUCAUUCUGUAAUAAUGCUGUCAUAAUCCCUCACAACAUAUUUAAAUAGGAAAACCCCUUUUCCCUGCUUUCUUUUGUAAUGUCCCUUAAAUCAGAAAAGACAAUCUUUUAAAUUUGUUGCCUUAUGAUGUCAGAACAGAUAAUGUUCAAACUCUAAGGUACAACAUAGAGGAAAGUUAAAUGGACUUAAACACUGGAUUUAGUUUGUAUACGACAUUUUGUCUGGAAACUCUAACACUUCUAAGUUUUCACCCAAAGUAAUGAUUUUGCACAAGUGUGAUAUGCCACUGCUUUGAAAACAGAACUCCCUUACCUACAUGAAUGUCUUUUUUCCCCAACUACUUGCAACAGGGAAGGUAUUUUGUUACUCACAGUCUUUUCUAUGUUCAGAAGUUGGCCUACCACCAAAAUGAAUGGAGUCUAUAAAUGGCAGAGUUUGGGAAAUAUAUUUUCUGGAUUGCAAUUCCCAGUCUCCCACUGAUUCUGUUGGCUGGAGAAUUCUGGGCAUUGCAGUCCAGAAAAGUUACAUUUCUCUACGUGUGUGUUUAGGUAUUCUUUGGCCUAUUCUUUAGUGAUUUUGUACAAGUGUGAUAUGCCUCUGCUUUGAAAAAAGAGCUCCCUUACCUACACAAAUGUCUUUUUCCCCCAACUACUUGCAACUGGGAAGGUAUUCUGUUACUCACAGUCUUUUCUAUGUUCAGAGAUUGGCCUACCACCAAAAUGAAUGGAGUCUGUAAAUGGCAGAGGUUGGGAAAUAUAUUUUUCUGGAUUGCAACUCCCAGUCUCCCACUGAUUCUAUUGGCUGGAGAAUUCUGGGCAUUGCACUCCAGAAAAGUUACAUUUCUCUAUUUGUAUGUUUAUAUAUUACUUAACCUGUUCUUUAAGGUGACAAUCUUUUAGGUUGGUUAAGUCUGUAAUAUCCUAAGUGAGGAUUUAAUUUAUGCUAUCAGAAGGAUCUUAUGUAAAGAAUGCAGGUUGUCUCUUUGUAGAAUUUAUUAUAUGACGUCCAAUGUAUGCAUUUAUGAAGCAAAUAGAACAUGCCUUAUGCUGGGAAUUCUCUCUCUCUCCCCCCCCCCCUUUUCUUUUCUUUUCUGGAAUGUGUUUUUAAAUCAGAGGUGCACCUGGUGCAAACCCAUCGAUCCAUGCCUUUUGUGCUUUCUAAGAGAAUGAUAAAUGUAUACCAAAAUGGCCAUAAUGUUUUUUAUGAAAUAAUAAAAAAUGUUUACACAUCAGAAAGCA
Messenger RNA from Anolis carolinensis (green anole), 6116 nucleotides. It is a transcript of the gene adra2a, whose product is annotated as adrenoceptor alpha 2A. Gene Ontology annotation, cellular component: plasma membrane. Gene Ontology annotation, molecular function: alpha2-adrenergic receptor activity; epinephrine binding. The transcript is spliced from 2 exons. The coding region runs from base 427 to 1782 and encodes 451 amino acids. Lineage: Eukaryota; Metazoa; Chordata; Lepidosauria; Squamata; Anolidae. Gene Ontology annotation, biological process: adenylate cyclase-activating adrenergic receptor signaling pathway; regulation of vasoconstriction; regulation of smooth muscle contraction. The record is from RefSeq and is a predicted model, not a curated record.